Molecule: messenger RNA, 918 nt
Organism: Ipomoea nil (Japanese morning glory)
Lineage: Eukaryota; Viridiplantae; Streptophyta; Magnoliopsida; Solanales; Convolvulaceae
Product: protein LOW PSII ACCUMULATION 2, chloroplastic
Exons: 2
Coding region: 65-652 (195 amino acids)
Cellular component (GO): chloroplast
Source: RefSeq, a predicted model, not a curated record
UGGAUAAUACUCUGCAGUUUCUUUCCUUGUUUAAUUCUCCUUAGCAGUUAGCAGAGAAGUGAAAAUGGCGCUAAUUCUCCACCCUUCAUCUUCCUCUUGUAUCACCAAGAAGAACAAAUAUCAUCCUCAACAUCUUCAUCUUCUUCACAGAGCUAGACCCACACAUUUCUCUAUCAAAUCUCAAGAAUCUUCUUCCACAGAUGGGGUCUCCUCUUCCACAGCGGGUCCGCAGCCCAAGAACCCUGACUCCGCAGGCAUGGGAUUCGGGUCCUCAACCUCCACGCAACCCAGUUCUGCCCCAGUGACCUCCAAAAAGAAGAAGCAGAAGGGGAAGGGAGAGAGGGCGUCUGUUAUUCGCCGAGCCCCAAUUCAGAAACCCGAUUUCGCUUCCCAGCAGGACGCUGUUAAGGCCGAGGAGGUCAUGAGAAAUGAGAGUGCUUUUCUUCUUGCUUGGUUGGGUCUCGGCGGAAUAAUUCUUGUAGAGGGCAUUGUUCUUGCAUCCUCAGGGUUUCUACCAGAACAAUGGGAUAACUUCUUCGUGAAGUAUCUUUACCCGUCUUUCACUCCUACUGUGGGUUUGUUUGUAGCCGGAACAGUUGCAUAUGGUGUGUUGAAGUACCUGGAGAACGAGAAAUUCAGGAAUGAAAAGUGAUCCUUCUCUAAUUUUAGCUGCGAUUCCAUGUAGUUUGAUCUGGCUCGACUCGAAGUGCAAUUACAAGAUGGGAAGAUAAUCGUUUGUUUUUUUUAUCCACAAUGUCGAAGAGCCUGAAGCUAAGGUUAAUGGAGGUAAAACUUUUUGUACAUUUGUAUUUAAGUGGCUCGAUGUUUAGUUCUUGGUAUACUUGAGGAAUCCCAACUUGAAUGCAUUUGAGGGAAAAUAUGGCAUAUUGAAUGGUUUGCUAUCAACUUUUCCUGCAA